UCUUCCUUUCUGGGGCUUUGUUUCCCUAAUACCCACAUCCCGCUUAGAUCGGAUCUUUCUCAAACAAUUAUCAACAAACCCAAAAAACAGAGAACAAAAAAAAAAAAUCAUAUCCAAAAAAAAAAAAAAAAAAAGCUUUUUCUCUGAUUUUUUCAACAGAAAUUCUUGAACUUUUAUUUUUUUGGUCAAUUUGAUGGCCUAAAUCUUAAUUAGGAAAAUGGGGAAUGUAACAGCAGGUGUAGCUGCAAAAUUUGCAUUUUUUCCACCAGAGCCACCAACAUAUGAAGUAUUUAAAGAUGAAGAUGGAAGGGUUUGUUUUAGUGGAAUAACAGCUGAUAAGAAUGUAAAUGUUCAUUUGUUAGAUACAAAAGGUGGUAAUAAAAUUGUAGCUACUUUUUGGAAACAUCCAUCUGGCAGAUUUACACUUCUUUAUUCACAUGGAAAUGCUGCUGAUUUGGGACAAAUGAUUGAUCUUUUUGUUGAGCUUAGAGCUCAUCUUCGUGUUAAUAUUAUGUGCUAUGAUUACACGGGAUAUGGUGGAUCUUCAGGUAAGCCAUCUGAGUUCAACACGUACCACGACAUAGAAGCUGUCUAUAAUUGUUUGAAGAGCGAAUACAGCAUUAAGCAGGAGGAUAUCAUCCUAUAUGGACAAUCUGUUGGCAGUGGGCCGACACUACACUUGGCAUCUCGCUUACAGAGGUUAAGAGCCAUUGUUCUUCAUAGCGCUAUACUUUCAGGAAUACGAGUUCUAUAUCCUGUCAAGAUGACAUUCUGGUUUGACAUUUUCAAAAAUAUAGACAAAAUACAAAAAGUCAGCUGCCCGGUUUUAGUGAUCCAUGGUACAUCAGAUGAAGUUGUUGACUUUUCACAUGGUAAGCGUUUGUGGGAACUUGCCAAAGAGAAAUAUGAUCCGUUAUGGGUCGAAGGUGGGGGACAUUGUAAUUUAGAGACAUUUCCCGAGUACAUCAAGCACAUGCGCAAAUUCGUUAAUGCAAUGGAGAAACACUCGUUUUCUAAACGAAACAAAGGACGGCUUUCUCAAACCCCGAGUAUAGCUGAAUCCAAACACAAUAGAUGCUUAAGAUUUGGUAAGAGACAAAAAUGAUUUGCUCUAAGCUAGUUUGCUAAGAAAUGCUGCACAGCAUCAAGAAACAAAAGGUCCGCGUUAAUUGCAGCAACAUAACUGAUUCAAGAAACUGUUUGUUCUAACACCCAUGUUACCAACUCAAAGAUCGAGCUGCAGAGCAAUGUAGCACAGGUAAGAUUUGGCCAGUCCAUUAACGUGAUUAGUUUAUGCGUUGGACAAGAACAUAGUUGACUUGUCUGUUAAAUGUAACUGUGUGUAUUAUCCCAGAAAAAGAUUAUGGUUAGAACUUUGUAUUGAACUCUCUGUACAAUUAGGAUUCUCAGUGUUUUAUGUAGAGAUUAAAGUUUCUUGGCAAUAGAGAUGCAAAUUUAUUUGCUGUGUAUAGUCUACUCUCUCCGCUUCAAUCUAUUUGUCUUACUGUCCUUUUUAGUUUGUUUCAUAAAGAA
Messenger RNA from Solanum pennellii, 1533 nucleotides. Its product is annotated as alpha/beta hydrolase domain-containing protein 17B-like. The transcript has 5 exons. The coding region runs from base 218 to 1105 and encodes 295 amino acids. The record is from RefSeq and is a predicted model, not a curated record. Lineage: Eukaryota; Viridiplantae; Streptophyta; Magnoliopsida; Solanales; Solanaceae.